This is a messenger RNA of Letharia lupina, 393 nucleotides long. RefSeq lists its product as uncharacterized. NCBI's taxonomy places the organism in Eukaryota, Fungi, Ascomycota, Lecanoromycetes, Lecanorales, Parmeliaceae. The record is from RefSeq and is a predicted model, not a curated record. The coding region runs from base 1 to 393 and encodes 130 amino acids. The transcript has a single exon.
AUGAGACUUAAGUACAAAGAGACCACCCUAAAUCUGACCAUACAUCAUGGCGGAGAUAUACACGUCAAUGAACACAAGAUGAAAUCACAAAACCCACAAGAACCCUACGACAGCGCUGGGGAACCUGUAAGCACUUCUACCAACGCCAUGCAAGGAAAACGGGACAAGACGAAAACGAUAAUUCGUAAACGUGAAGAGCGACAACCAGCCGAGCGUGAACCUUUCCACUCGCUCAAACCCGCCAUAUCUUCGAAGACUUCUUCUCUAUUGAUUGCGCCGUUUCGGGAUAUCCAGGGGCUGAACUUUGGGUUUGUAAGUCGGCAGCGAGCCAGUACAGCCGAUGCGAAAGAAAGAACAAGAGCUAGCAAGAUCAAUUUCAAUGACUCUGAAUGA